Bombina bombina (fire-bellied toad) is the source of this 1628-nucleotide messenger RNA. RefSeq names its product coiled-coil domain containing 117 (gene CCDC117). The transcript has 6 exons. The record is from RefSeq and is a predicted model, not a curated record. Lineage: Eukaryota; Metazoa; Chordata; Amphibia; Anura; Bombinatoridae. Bases 189 to 1208 code for a protein of 339 amino acids.
UUCUAGAACAGUGCAAUCAUGUCACGUGUAGUAUUGAAGCGUAACCCCGCCUACCAACAUUAACAGCUGUGGCGUGCGAUAGUCUUUCAGUGGGAGAAUUGGUUUGGUAGUUGUUGUUUUGCGAGUUGUGUCGGUGGGUUCCUCGGCGCGAGGAAGUGGAGCUUCUGCCUCUGUAGGAGAAAGCAGUGAUGGCCAUAGUUGACAGGGUGUUUUAUGUAAAUCACCUCUGUGGGAUGGAUUAUAAUCAGUCUUCAGAUCAUUUCAUUCAGAGAAAUGGACAGUCUGGGGGUGGCAACUCCCCUUUUUUUACUGCUGCAGUCAGUGGAUUGAAUCAAGUGAACAACCCUUCCAUGACCGAUGGACUAAACAUCGGUGAUGCACGCUUCAGUGUUCACAGCAACUACAUCCCUAGUACCAGCACAACUGUAGCAAGCGAGAACCAGUUUGUUUGGCCUCUUCAGAACCCGCAAGAUGCAGAGUUAUUUUCUCUGGAAAAAUCUGCAGAGCUUCCUGUUUCAUUUAGGAGGAAACACAGACUGGAAGACCAAGAUACAGACUGCCCAGUCAAAAAAAGGAGACUUGCAGAGCUUCCUGUAAAUUCUGCACCUGAACCUUGUCCUUUCACUGCAAAUACUUAUAUGGCUGAAAAUACAUCAGAACGGCGUUGGAUUGCUGCCUCUCCAAACAAGAAAGAAGACCCUGUCUUGUAUUCCAAUACCAGUUCAUCAGCAAUUGCGCAAACCAUACAUAGUGAAGAGAUGGAAGAAGCUGCUGAAUCCUUCUGUAAUCCUCCACCACCAGAACAACAAGAAAUUGAAAAGAGAAAUCUCUUGUUUUGCAGGUUAAUUGUUGCUGAUGAAGAUAUAAAGGAAAAAUGUGCAGUUGGUAAUUUUCCUAAGCUUAUAAUGUCUGAUCUGCUAAAAGAAAGUCUGAAGAAUGGAUUUGAAGAAUGUUUUACUAAGAAAAUUGUGGAUUCUAUGAAUCGUCCAUCAAUGGAGCUUGUCCUCUGGAAGCCUCAGCCAAAAUCUCUUAUUGACAGAUUGCAAGCAGCUUCUAGAAAGUGCAAAAAAGAUACUGAAGCACGUAAAGAUAUUUCCAAAGGAUCAGAAUCUGUCUUCAUCCAAAAGGCUGAGGCCUUUAGAGAGAAUGAGACGAGUAGUAAUGAUGAGGCAAUGUGGUCAAGAGAAGACGAAGAAAUGGAACAUUAAAACUUUUAUUUAAUUUUUUUUUUAUAAAUUAAAAACAAAGUGGAUACAAAAACCAAAUUGGCUCUCAUGUUAACAAAAUCUUAAAAUUUCAGUGUCUUUGGAAUAUCCACUGAAAUAUUUAUUUUGCUUCUUGUGAAGUUAAAUUGUUCAUUAUUUUAAAUGGAUUUGUCAUUUUGAAAUUUUUUUUUUUUGUAUAUAUUUUCUCCAUAGGUUUUUAUUGUGCAAAUUAGAAAUUAUUCAGGCAAGGUAAAGGUUUUGUUAUAAUUACACUGCCCUUCUGGAUUUCAAACCAUUGACCAAACUGAUGCUAUUUAUUUUGCCAAAUUGUUAGCUUGGGUACACUAUUCACCUCCAAUCUUCCAAAAAUAGGUCAAUUGGUGCGGGACUUGUUUCAAAUAAAGUUUUGUUACAGACUUGUAA